AUGAUCGCCGCCUCCGCCCCCCCCCCCCCCCGCCUUGGACGCCUGGCGACCACCACAGCACUGCGGUACGACAAGUCCCUGGCUAAUAUAACUAUUCAGCAUGAGCAGUUGUCGAGGGCAAAAGAAGCGAAUAAGUCCUCGAAGAAGAAAGACUCCCAGAACCAGGCCGCCCUCGCCUCUCACCAGGCCCAGCAAUCUGCCUCCCCGAACCACGGCACGCCGACUUCAUCUACGACCUCCGUAAAUGAUAUAAGGGGAAAGUCGCCGGAUAAUGCCACGCAAGCGGGGGUGUACCCCGCUGGCCAGCAUUAUAUCCCACACGGUGCAGGCGUCGCUGGACAACCUGUGAACAAUGGACCGGGGACUCCGACCAAGCAAGGGCAGCCGAUUGCACCUAGCGUUAUCAUCAGCCCAAGCGCACCACCGCAUGUCCCCCCCCCUGGUGCCGCAGAGACGAUGCCUGGCGACUUGGCUCCUCCGAGAAAAUCCCAUGUCUUUGAUCGCCUCCAGACUACACCCAAGGAUAUGUCGGAAGGGAUUCGGACUCCAAAGCGUCAGCAUUCGUCACGAUUCGAUAUCUCCGAUCAGCGCCAACGGGAGCUGGAGAAACUUCCCGGAUUCCACGAAGUGCCACCGAAUCGGCGCCAAGAGCUUUUCAUGCAGAAGAUUGACCAGUGCAAUAUCAUUUUCGACUUCAAUGAUCCUACAGCCGACAUGAAGUCCAAGGAGAUCAAGAGACUGGCGCUCCACGAGCUCCUAGACUACGUGGCGAACAACCGUUCAGUAAUCACCGAACCCAUGUACCCUCGAGUGGUCGAGAUGUUCGCCAAAAACCUCUUUCGACCCAUCCCUCCCCCGGUUACCCCCCAAGGCGAGGCCUUUGAUCCGGAAGAGGAUGAGCCGGUCCUGGAAGUGGCCUGGCCACAUAUCCAGGUUGUAUAUGAGUUCUUCUUGAGAUUUAUCGAGAGUCAGGAUUUCAACACCAACAUCGCCAAGGCAUAUAUCGAUCAUCAUUUUGUCCUCCAGUUAUUGGAGUUAUUCGAUUCGGAAGACCCUCGCGAACGGGACUUUCUCAAGACCACAUUGCACCGGAUCUACGGAAAGUUUCUGAAUCUGCGGUCUUAUAUCCGUCGAUCCAUCAACAACGUUUUCUUCCAAUUCACGUACGAGACUGAGCGCUUCAACGGAAUAGCCGAGUUGUUAGAAAUUCUGGGGUCUAUCAUCAACGGAUUUGCCUUGCCUCUGAAGGAGGAGCAUAAGCUCUUUCUGACCCGAGUGCUGCUCCCCUUGCACAAAGUCAAGAGUCUCAGCAUGUAUCACCCACAACUCGCGUAUUGUAUCGUCCAAUUCCUUGAAAAGGAUUCUACCUUGACUAAAGAGGUCGUCAUGGGCUUGCUACGCUACUGGCCUAAGACGAACAGCACCAAGGAGGUCAUGUAUCUCAACGAAGUGGAAGAUAUCUUCGAAGUCAUGGAUCCAGCAGAAUUUGCCAAGGUGCAAGUACCUCUUUUCCAACAACUGGCCAAGUCAGUUGCAAGUCCUCAUUUCCAGGUCGCGGAACGCGCACUCUACUUCUGGAACAAUGAAUAUUUCUGCAACUUAGUCAGUGACAAUGUGGAGACGAUCCUUCCCAUCAUGUUCGCGCCGCUUUACGAGAAUUCCAAGGGUCAUUGGAAUCGAACAAUCCAUAGCAUGGUGUACAACGCCAUGAAGAUGUUCAUGGAAAUCAACCCUCAACUGUUCGACGAAUGUUCCCACGAAUAUAAUGAGCGACAGAACAGCGCCGAGCAGCGUGAGAAAUCUCGACAGGAGCGAUGGGAGAAGGUCUUGGAGCGAGCCAAGCAAAGGAAAAACGGACUCUUACCUCCUCCAGCUCCGCCUGCAGAAGUGCCAGCGCAAGUUGAUGAGGUCGAUGCUCUUGCUCAGGAUAACCAGAAGCGUCUCAACGCCCUGAAACUGGAGGACUCUGCGUCAAACAAGGAGCGGAAAGAGGGUGCAACAGCUACCGUAAGUAGCAUCCUACCGUGA
Molecule: messenger RNA, 2028 nt
Organism: Aspergillus fumigatus Af293
Lineage: Eukaryota; Fungi; Ascomycota; Eurotiomycetes; Eurotiales; Aspergillaceae
Product: protein phosphatase 2A regulatory subunit RTS1
Biological process (GO): signal transduction
Cellular component (GO): protein phosphatase type 2A complex
Molecular function (GO): protein phosphatase regulator activity
Source: RefSeq, a predicted model, not a curated record